AAUCAUCACUGUGUUUUUUAUUUUUUCUUAAACAAACCAAAAACCACUGAAAAUUUAGAAAAAAAACGUUUUUUCUUAGUUUUUGUUAUAAAAUUUUGUAAAUAAGUGAUUUUUCUCCUUCACUGAUGUGCGCUAAUGAGGCUGCACUGAUGGGCACUAAUAGGUGGCACUGAUGGGCACUAAUGAGGAGGCACUGAUGGGCACUGAUAUGUGGCACUGAAAUGUGGCACUGAUGUGGCACUGGCAGG
Molecule: messenger RNA, 248 nt
Organism: Staurois parvus
Lineage: Eukaryota; Metazoa; Chordata; Amphibia; Anura; Ranidae
Source: the annotation of a GenBank genome assembly